Molecule: messenger RNA, 1263 nt
Organism: Rhagoletis zephyria (snowberry fruit fly)
Lineage: Eukaryota; Metazoa; Arthropoda; Insecta; Diptera; Tephritidae
Source: RefSeq, a predicted model, not a curated record
AUGGCCCAAAACGUGCUCGCGAGCAAGCUGUCGAUUGACAAGCUGGAGCUGAAGGACAAGCGCGUCCUGGUUCGCGUCGACUUCAACGUGCCGAUGAAGGACGGGAAGAUCACCAACAACCAGCGCAUCGUCGCCGCCCUGCCCACCAUCAAGUACGCCCUGGAGAAGGGCGCCCGCUCGGUGGUGCUGAUGAGCCACCUGGGCCGGCCGGAUGGCGCCCGCAUCGCCAAGUACAGCCUCCGCCCGGUGGCCGAGGAGGUCAGUCGCCUGCUGAACAAGAACGUCACCUUCCUCGGCGACUGCGUGGGCCCCGAAAUCGAAGCGAGCUGCUCCGCUCCAAACACCGGCACGGUGAUCCUCCUGGAGAACCUGCGCUUCCACCUCGAGGAGGAGGGCAAGGGCGUCAACCCGGAGACCGGGGAGAAGGUGAAGGCGCCCGCGGCCGACGUGGAGGCCUUCCGCGCCUCGCUCACCCGCCUCGGCGACGUCUACGUCAACGACGCCUUUGGCACCGCCCAUCGCGCCCACUCGAGCAUCGCCGGCAUUGCCCUGCCCCAGCGCGCCUGCGGCUUUCUCAUGAAGAAGGAACUGGACUACUUCAGCAAGGUCCUCUACAGCCCCGACCGCCCGCUGCUGGCGAUCCUCGGCGGCGCCAAGGUCAAGGACAAGAUUCAGCUCAUCGAGAACCUCCUCGACAAGGUCAACGAGAUGAUCAUCGUCGGCGGCAUGGCCUUCACCUUUCUGAAGGUGCUCAAGGGCAUGGCCAUCGGCGCGUCGCUCUUCGAUGCGGAGGGCGCCACCAUCGUGCAGAAGCUGGUGGACAAGGCGGCGGCGAAUGGCGUCCAGCUGCACCUUCCGGUGGACUUUGUCACCGCGGACAAGUUCUCGGAGACGGCGGCGGUGGGCGCGGCCACCGUCGAGUCGGGCAUUCCCGAUGGCUGGCUGGGGCUCGAUUGCGGCCCGGCCAGUGUGGAGCUGUUUAGUGGGCCGCUGGCCCGCGCGAAGACGGUCAUUUGGAAUGGCCCCGUGGGCGUGUUUGAGUUCGACAACUUCGCAAAAGGGACGAAGGCGGUGAUGGACGCGGUGGUGGCGGCCACCUCGAAGGGCGCCACCACCAUCAUCGGCGGCGGCGACACCGCCACCUGCUGCGCCAAGUGGGGCACCGAGGAGAAGGUGAGCCACGUCAGCACGGGCGGAGGGGCCAGCCUGGAGCUACUUGAGGGAAAGCUGCUGCCCGGCAUUGCCGCCCUCUCCGAGGUUUAG